GCGCAUGCGCGGGCGGCAGGCGGCGUGCGUGCGCGUGCGCAAAGGCCCCUUGGAGUGCGCGCCCUGUGCGACCCGCGCGUCCUCGGCAUGGGGCUCUUGGUGCCGGCGCUGUGGCUCCUGUCGGUGCCUUGGCUCGGGCUAGGAAAUGCACAGGCAACGAGCAUGGUCCAGCUGCCUGGUGGGAAGUUCCUGAUGGGAACAGAUGCUCCGGAUGGCAGAGAUGGAGAAGGGCCCAUCCGUGAGGUGACAGUAAAACCCUUUGCCAUCGACAUAUUUCCUGUCACCAAUCAAGAUUUCAGGGAGUUUGUCAGGGAGAAGAAGUAUCGGACAGAGGCCGAAAUGUUCGGGUGGAGCUUUGUCUUUGAGGACUUUGUCUCCAGUGAGCUAAGAAACAAAGCAACCCAGCAAAUGAAGCCUGUUCUCUGGUGGCUUCCAGUGGAAAAGGCAUUUUGGAGGCAGCCUGCAGGUCCUGGCUCUGGCAUCCGAGAGAGACUGGAGCUCCCCGUGGUACACGUGAGCUGGAACGACGCCCGGGCCUACUGUGCCUGGCGGGGGAAGCGGCUGCCCACCGAGGAAGAGUGGGAGUUUGCUGCCCGAGGGGGCUUGAAGGGUCAGGUCUACCCAUGGGGGAACCGGUUCCAGCCAAACCGUACCAACCUGUGGCAGGGAACAUUCCCCAAGGGUGACAGAGCUGAGGAUGGCUUCCACGGAGUCUCGCCAGUGAAUGCCUUUCCCCCACAGAAUAGCUACGGGAUCUAUGACCUCAUGGGCAAUGUGUGGGAGUGGACCGCAUCACCCUACCGGGCCGCUGGCCAGGACAUGCGUGUUCUCCGGGGUGCAUCCUGGAUCGACACCAUUGAUGGUUCUGCCAACCACCGGGCCCGGGUCACCACUAGGAUGGGCAACACUCCGGACUCUGCCUCAGACAACCUGGGCUUCCGCUGUGCUUCAGGAGCAGGCCGCCUGCCCGGGGAGCUGUGAGUUGCUGGCAACAGGGGCAGGAGAAAAGUUCACCUGAGACCCAGGUCAUUCCCUGGCCAUAUUCCAAACUCAGCUGACCCUAAGCUCUUAAACUGCAGCUUCGGGGACACCCUCCCCUGCCUGCCCAUCUUCCACAGCAGGCGUUUCCCAAGGCAUGGUGGGCUCUCCCUCUGAGAACUGCCCCUGUCUCAGGGAAGGAGCCUGACUGCAGUGACUGGGAGCUGGGUGUCCCCUGGAGGCCAAGCAUUGACCAUACAGGGCCAGAUAGGAAAACUGUUGGAACAGAGGGCUCCAAAGUGCAGUUCCCAAAACAUUUGUAAAUCUGUUACCUUCCCUUUCUCCCUGAUUGAGAAAUCUGACAUUUCCUCAACACAAAAUUUUCUAAGGCAGCUGUUUUCCCAGCAGAUUUUUGUAGAAGGAAAAUGCUUCCUUUAUCUGCCUCAUCUAUAGUGUUUCUUGCUCCUUUCAAGGAACUAUCUGUAAAAAUGCAAUGGGUUAGGCGGGGUUUGUGACUCAGUGGUAGAGCACUUGCCUACCAUGUGGGUUCGAUUCUCAGCACCACAUGUAAAUAAAUGAAUAAAAUAAAGGUCCAUCAACAUCUAAAAAAAAUUUUUUUAAUGCAACGGGCUUCAUACACACACACACACACACACACACUCACACACUCACACUCAGAACCUACAGGUGCUCUACCACCGAGAUACACCAGCCCUUUUUAUUUUUUAUUUUGAGACAGGAUUUCGGUAAGUUACCCAGACUGGCCUUGAACUUUACAAGUGUGCUGCCAUGCUGGGCCCAGUGUCAAUCUUAAAUAAUUUACCAGGAAGUUGUGCAUUGUGGCAGUCACAAAGCAAAUAAUCCAGAAGCUUUCCCUUCUGAUGUUUUUUGUUGUUGUUGUUUUGUUUUUUGGUACCAGGGAUUGUACUCAGGGACACUUGACCACCGAGCCAUAUCCCCUUUUUUGUAUUUUAUUUAGAGACAGAGUUUCAUUGAGUUGCUUGAAGCCUUGCUUCUUCUUGAAGCUGGCUUUGAACUCAUGAUUCUCCUGCCUCAGCUUCCUGAGCUGCCUGCCACUGUGCUGGCUCUCUUCUGAUGUUAAUUAUAUGUCUUACUUGUAUAGGAGCUUCUGAUGCCUCUAAAAACAUCCCUAGCAAAAAACCUGCUCCAUGUCAUCAGAUGUCACCACAUCAAUAAACUUGCAAUUGUGUAUCUCA
Molecule: messenger RNA, 2195 nt
Organism: Marmota monax (woodchuck)
Lineage: Eukaryota; Metazoa; Chordata; Mammalia; Rodentia; Sciuridae
Gene: Sumf2
Product: sulfatase modifying factor 2
Exons: 9
Coding region: 88-981 (297 amino acids)
Cellular component (GO): endoplasmic reticulum
Source: RefSeq, a predicted model, not a curated record